ACAGAGGAGGCUGAGCUCCACAUUUCAGCGGCAAAUUUCACCGGAAUAUACUCAUAAAGGAGAGGAGAACUUACGGAGGCGCUGCGUAAAGACGCACGGAAAGAGUUAGCCAAGAAUACAGUCAAACCAAGACGGGACUCCACACCACGGAGCACGUUUUACCACCCUCUCUUUCUGGAUCUUUUUCACACUUUUGCCAACAUCGAUAAAGGACUUCUUUUCCCACAUUUUCGCUCCGUGUCUUGGGUUCUUUUCUCCCCAUGGAUUUAGCUCCCUGAGCGCCCGGCUGUAAUGGACUUUGCCCAGCGGGAUCACACAGCUUCUUCCACCGGUCACUAGUAGAGAGAGAGCCCGGCAGCUGUCGUUCAUGAUCCAGGAAGGCUGUUUUUGAUGGAUUUAUAAACUGAUUUCACCUCAGAUUUUAGGCUGAUUUGGAGAGGGAUACAGAGGAGAUCCUAACGCUCCAAAUGAGGCUCUCAAAAGUGGCUCGGGAUAAGGAGUGAUUUCUCCUCUUCAUCUCUGCUCGGACGGACCGGGAGGAAAGGAUCCGUUUUUAGAGACUUUGUGGGUUUCUGGAGUUCCCAAUGCCAGGGACUGGAGUGUGAGGCCAAUCCCAGGCUUCAAAUACAGAUUUUUAUACCUUUGAAUCAGAACAUCGCAUCAAGAAGAUGGCCUGGGUCUGCACGCUCUGCGUUCUCCUGCUGUGUUUGACGGACAAAGUCUCAGCCAGGGCCAUAGAGGAAGGAAGAACUAAAGAUCUUCGUGUCUCCAGGCCUCUGAUUGCCCCAGGUUACCCUGAAAACACGACAGCGGUGGUGGGUGGUCAGGCCAAACUGGUGUGUAAAAUCCACAGACCAGCUUCCACGAAGGUUCAGUGGUUGAAGACAGAGGUGGCCACAGCGGGACGAAGCCAAGGAGGACAGGCUCAGCUCAAAGCUCUGACGCCUCUGCAGAACAAUGCAUCCAAGCUGAACACUCUGCAUCUGUCCAACAUCACCCUUGAGGAUGCCGGAGAGUACAUCUGCAUGGCUGAGAGCACCCAUGGGGGGCAGACGGUGCAGGCCAUGCAGUCUGCAUGGCUCGAGGUCCUGCCUGGUACGAUCAUUUCCCGGACUGUGGACAUGACUGCUGCUGAAAUCCCCCCAGAUGUUCUGGAGGACUUGAGUGAAGACACCACAGAGCAUCUUCUGUUAGAGCCAGGAAACGUCCUGAAACUUCGCUGUGACAUGAGCACCCGGCCCGGGAUGGCAGUGACCUGGUACAAGGAGGGAAUUCGGAUUGUGCCCACACCACGAAUCCAGAUCCGCAGUGCCAUCAUGGAGAUCACAGACGUUACAUACGAGGAUUCAGGUGUUUAUGUUUGUGUUCUCCGGGGAUCCAAAGAGCCUGUGAGGAACUUCACCAUCACUGUGGCAGAUUCUUUGGGUUCUGGAGAUGACGAUGAAGAUAACGGCUUGGAGGACUCAUCAGCCGAGACUGAAAACGACCAGGUUUACUUCUCCAGAGGUCCUUACUGGACCCACACCCAGCGCAUGGAGAAGAAGCUGUACGCCGUCCCUGCAGGUAACACAGUAAAGUUCCGAUGCCCCGCCAUGGGAAGCCCCAUGCCCAGCAUCCGCUGGCUUAAAAAUGGACGUGAGUUUAGAGGGGAGCAUCGCAUUGGAGGCAUCAAGCUGAGACACCAACACUGGAGUCUGGUGAUGGAGAGCGUGGUGCCUUCAGACAGAGGGAACUACACCUGUGUGGUGGAGAAUAAAUAUGGCUCCAUUUCUCACAGCUAUGUCCUUGAUGUCCUCGAGCGGUCCCCACACAGGCCCAUCCUGCAGGCCGGUCUACCUGCAAACACAACAGCAGUGGUGGGCAGCGAUGUCCAGUUCCACUGUAAGGUCUACAGCGACGCCCAACCUCACAUUCAAUGGCUCAAACACAUAGAGAGGAAUGGCAGCCGUUAUGGUCAUGAUGGGACGCCAUAUGUUCAGGUCCUUAAGACUGGCAGUCUGAACAUGUCAGAUGUGGAGGUCCUCUACCUGUCCAAAGUCACCAUGGAGGAUGCAGGAGAGUACACCUGCCUGGCUGGAAACUCAAUCGGAUUUGCUCAUCAGUCUGCAUGGCUCACUGUUAUCUCAGAAGAGGAAGCAGCAGAUGCCAUGGACACAAUGGAGACCAAGUACACCGACAUCAUCAUCUAUGCCUGUGGUUUCCUGGCCCUGAUCAUGGCCAUCGUCAUCGUGGUGUUGUGCCGAAUGCAGGUCCAUCCAAGAAGGGAGCCGUUUGAUGCCCUGCCAGUACAGAAGCUCUCAAAGUUUCCUCUUCGGAGACAGUACUCUGUGGAGUCUAACUCGUCUGGAAAGUCCAGUGCCUCUCUGAUGAGGGUGGCUCGUCUCUCGUCUAGCUGCUCACCUAUGCUGGCUGGAGUCAUGGAGUUUGAACUUCCCUAUGACCCUGACUGGGAAUUUCCAAGAGAGAAUUUAACAUUGGGUAAACCUCUAGGAGAAGGCUGCUUUGGUCAGGUGGUCAGAGCUGAGGCUUACGGCAUCAACAAAGAUGCUCCAGAUCAGGCCACAACUGUGGCGGUGAAGAUGCUCAAAGAUGAUGCCACAGACAAAGAUCUGGCGGACCUUAUCUCAGAGAUGGAGCUGAUGAAGGUGAUGGACAAACACAAGAACAUCAUCAACCUGCUGGGAGUUUGCACACAGGAUGGCCCUCUGUAUGUGCUGGUGGAGUACGCCUCCAAAGGCAGUCUGAGGGAGUACCUGCGGGCCCGGCGACCCCCAGGCAUGGACUACACCUUUGAUGUGACCAAGGUGCCUGAAGAGCAGCUCACCUUCAAAGACCUGCUGUCGUGUGCCUAUCAGGUGGCCAGAGGGAUGGAGUACCUGGCCUCUAAAAGGUGCAUCCACAGAGAUUUGGCAGCCAGAAAUGUUCUGGUAACAGAGGACAACGUGAUGAAAAUCGCUGACUUUGGCCUGGCCAGAGGAGUCCACCAGAUCGACUACUACAAGAAAACCACCAACGGACGACUGCCGGUGAAGUGGAUGGCACCAGAGGCUUUGUUUGACAGAGUCUACACACACCAGAGUGACGUGUGGUCAUUUGGGGUUCUGAUGUGGGAGAUCUUCACACUGGGUGGCUCACCGUACCCAGGCAUCCCUGUGGAGGAGCUCUUUAAGCUGCUGAAGGAAGGACACCGCAUGGACAAACCCUCCAACUGCACACAUGAACUCUACAUGAUGAUGCGAGAGUGCUGGCACGCCGUUCCCACCCAGAGGCCGACCUUCAAACAGCUGGUGGAGGAGCUGGACCGGGUGCUGCUGUCCAUCUCUGACGAGUACCUGGACCUGUCCACGCCAUUUGAGCAGUAUUCGCCGUCAUGUGAGGACACAUCAAGCUCCUGCUCCUCUGACAACGACUCUGUUUUUACCCACGAUGCCUUGUCCACCGACCCCUGCCUCCUGGGCUACCAGGACGUACGCUCCCGGAUAGACAUGAAGACGGCGCUCCGAUAAACUAAAGGCACGCAUGCGACGAGAAGCGAACACCACUUUGGGCUUUUUGUGACACACUCUUGGCUGCCAUAUUAGAGAUCCAUCGCUGCGUUUCAGGUUGUUUUUGGUCCUCCAUUAUGGCGCCAGACGAAGCCCUUAGACACAAACACAUAGAAACACUUGGAGCACUGAGGCCGGUGGGCUACAUCACAGGAGGAAGAAAAGAGGACAAGCAAACGGUGGUACUUUGGACUUUCAGCUCUGGCACUGUGCCCAUGAACAGCUGUAACGUUGGAAAAACCGCGGCACUAAACACAACAGAGACCCUGGUACUUAAACGCCUCACAAGCUUUCUUUGAUCGAGUCUCCUUUGGAGAGACGACAGACAGACAGUGAGCUGGAGACUAAACCGGGGCGUGAAACCUCGCUGAUAAAGACAUUUUAACAAGAAAGAAAAGAUUUAUUUUGCUAUGAUAAAAAGAAGAAACUGAUUGUUAAAUAUAAAUCUCUUUAUAUAAGAUUAUUUUACUUUUGUGAUGCUUAUUUAAAAAGAAUACAGUCUUAAAUCUCAGGAUUUCUUUGUGCUAAGAAGUUGCUGUAGUGGCAGCGAAGUGCCUGAAUUUACGAUUUCCUGUGAAUAUAUUAGAAUAUCUAAAUAUUGUAUGUACAUAUCAACGACAUAAAGACGAUUGCCUUUUAUAAAUUAUUCUGAACGACACAAAAAUGAAGGUUACUGGAAAAGAAGAGAGGAAUUUAAUCGUGUUCAAGUGCCAAACCUGUCAUGACUAUCAUGCUUCAUUCAUGGACGAGUUUCAUUUCAAAAUACCAACAAGUUAUAAAUGAGCUCUGCAAAUUAUCACCUGAUUUUAAGUUUAAGUGAAGAUGCAUUGAGGUCGUACUUUAAGCUGUCAAAAAUGAGUUUGCAUCGGCAACAUUUACAACUAAAACUUUAUGCAUUUUGAGUUUUUGAUUGACGACAUAAAAACGCUAAUCUUGUUUUCCAUUGGCAACACAAACCGUAAAUUUAUGCGGUCAAAUAUUAUAACUUGGCUUCAACUUUUCAACCCUGAAAUUUUGAAAUGAAACUCGCAAUUCGCCACUUUUAUUAAAUUGCUUCUACCUCCGGUCCAGGAAAACAAUUUGUGGUUAAAUGAGAAGAAUCUAGUUGCUGUUGUUGGACGAAGACCUUCAAAACAUUUCACAUCUGCAUUCCCAAAGCUGAAAAAUCAAGGACCCCAAGGUCAUCAGACGGACUUAUUCACAUGCAUGAACAACCUUGUAAACUAUCAGACAAUGUCAUGUGGUCUUGGUCUAACAACAGCUCGGUCAGAGACGGGGUGUCCAGGGUGGGACUCGUCCUUAAAGGGGGACUCAAGCCCACUGUCAGCGCUGACAAGGAGAGGAGCACAGGGAGAAAGGAGGGGGGCUCUGAAUGUGAAAGCCAGUGUGAUUGAUUUCAAAUAGAAGAGAAGGGGGGGGGGUCCCUCCUUUGUCUGCCUCUAACCCCGU
Molecule: messenger RNA, 4994 nt
Organism: Cheilinus undulatus (humphead wrasse)
Lineage: Eukaryota; Metazoa; Chordata; Actinopteri; Labriformes; Labridae
Gene: fgfr4
Product: fibroblast growth factor receptor 4
Exons: 21
Coding region: 669-3506 (945 amino acids)
Biological process (GO): positive regulation of ERK1 and ERK2 cascade; regulation of bile acid biosynthetic process; cell surface receptor protein tyrosine kinase signaling pathway
Cellular component (GO): signaling receptor complex
Molecular function (GO): fibroblast growth factor binding; ATP binding; fibroblast growth factor receptor activity
Source: RefSeq, a predicted model, not a curated record